AUGUUACCCCUUGAAGGUCGCUCUGAGUCGAUCUUUAUCAUUACCACUGUCUUCCUUGGAAUUUCAUUUAUUGCCGUCUGUUUACGAUGCUUCGUUCGUUUGCGCAUCGUCAAGGCCUUUGGCUGGGAUGAUGCUUUCAUGGUGUGCGCCAUGUUACUUAAUAUAUUAUUCGCUUUAUGCGGCAUUACUGGAGCCUUGUAUGGAAUUGGACAAAAGUCCAAAGAGCUUUUGCUAAAGGGCACGAUGGAAACCGCAAUGUUUUGGUGGUGGCUCGGUCAAACGAGCUAUGUCUGGACGUGCGCGCUUGCAAAGAUCUCCAUCGCAUUGGCUCUUCUCCGCUUGACGAUCGCCAAGACUCAUCGACUUAUUCUAUUCACGGUCAUCGGUGUCACAUGCAUCAUUGGCCUUGUCUUUUGGUUCAUGUUGACGCUUCAGUGUCAACCGGUUGAAUUCUUCUGGCAACAAAUUCGGCUCAAGCUGGAUCCGGAAGCCAAUGUCCAUGGCACUUGCAUGAACCUGGAUAGCAUCAUUGCCAUUGCUUAUGUCUACAGUGUUACUGCUACACUCUGUGAUCUGACCCUUGGUCUUUUGCCUGUGUUCCUGGUGUGGAAAUUGCAAAUGAACACAAGAACCAAGGCUGCCUUGGCUGCCAUUCUGGGAAUGGGAUGCGUUGCAAGCGCAGCAGUCAUUAUCCGCAUUCCCUUUCUUCAUGAUUAUAAGGACGAAGACUUCCUAUACGCAACCGCCAACAUCUCGAUCUGGUCCAACGUCGAAGCUAGCCUAGGAAUCGCAGCAGGCAGCCUGGUGACUCUCCGACCCCUCUUCCGCUGGUUCCGUGACCCCAGCUAUGCCGGAGGAAGCAAGAGCAAGAGCAAGCGUACCGGUGGUAGCAUGCCCCUCUCCAGUAUCAACGCAGUGCGAUCCAAUGCGUCUGGUACGCAUUACUGGCGACCCGAUCUCGAGGAGGAUUCGCAUGUAGUUACAACGACCGUCCAUACCUCUAAUCAGGCUAGUCGGACGAGUAGCCAGGAGGAUCUCAACCCGAAGCACAGUGGCACUUUUUUUCAGGGUGUAAAUGUGCAGAAGACGUUCUAUGUUUCGGCGGAUCAGGCAUCAUAG
This is a messenger RNA of Penicillium soppii, 1119 nucleotides long. RefSeq lists its product as uncharacterized. The record is from RefSeq and is a predicted model, not a curated record. The transcript has 5 exons. NCBI's taxonomy places the organism in Eukaryota, Fungi, Ascomycota, Eurotiomycetes, Eurotiales, Aspergillaceae. The coding region runs from base 1 to 1119 and encodes 372 amino acids.